AUGGCUUGCUGCAAAGGCGGUACUCUACAUAAUGGUGAAGCCGCUGGAAGAGAAGAGAUCAUGCACGGCAUCAACGUCUAUGUCACCCACCCAGCCAACAACGUGACUCCUAAAGGCGUCGUAGUAUUCAUCUCCGAUGCCUUUGGUUGGAAAUUCAUCAACAGCCGUCUUCUGGCCGAUAAAUACGCAGAGAAAGGUCAGUUCCUUGUCCUCAUUCCCGACUUCAUGAACGGCACUGAGAUGAGCACCGCCACGAUCCCCGUCCUGAACGCAUUCGAAACCCCAGCCGGAUGGUUGAGUACCAUCUUCAUGAAACCCCUCCUCGCCAUCCGCAUCGCACUCAACGGCAUCCCCUUCGCGCUCCAGAACCUCUCCCGCCACCACGCCAUCAUGGCCUUCAUCGCCGCUCUCCGCACCCACGAACCGCCGUUCGAGACCAAGAAUCUCACGAUUGGCGUUGUGGGUUUCUGCUGGGGAGGCACGCAUGCUAUCCGUCUCGCGCAUGAUGAUCCCGGUACGCAGGUCCAGAGACACGAAUCGCAAAUCACGAGUGGAAAGCCGGCAUCGCUCGUGGAGUGUGCGUUUGCGGCGCAUCCGUCGCUGUUGAGUUUCCCGGGGGAUGUGGAGAAGGUGGUGCUGCCGUUGAGUGUUAUGGUUGGGGAUGUGGAUUCGCAGUUGAGCGAGGAGAAUGCUUGGAAGAUGAAGGAGAUCUUGGAAGUCGAGAAGAAAGGCGCUCAUGAGGUAAACAUUAUUCCUGGUGCUAAGCAUGGUUUUGCAGUCCGGAUGAAUCCUGCGAAUGACAAAGAGGCUGCUAAUGCCGAGCUUGCUGAACAACAAGCAAUCGACUUCCUCACUAAAUGGCUCACCUAA
Lachnellula hyalina is the source of this 870-nucleotide messenger RNA. RefSeq names its product Hydrolase. The record is from RefSeq and is a predicted model, not a curated record. Gene Ontology annotation, molecular function: hydrolase activity. NCBI's taxonomy places the organism in Eukaryota, Fungi, Ascomycota, Leotiomycetes, Helotiales, Lachnaceae. Bases 1 to 870 code for a protein of 289 amino acids. The transcript has 4 exons.